AUGGCAACGGAGGAGAACCUUGCUCAAUGGGUCCAGUCCAUGCGAGCUGAUGGUGUCCAUGUGACACCCCGGAUGAUCCAAGUAAUGGCCCUGGAGAUGGUCAUUGAUGCCAGGCUUGACGAAUCCUCUUUCCCAGCCAGCUGGUCGUGGUUUCAAGGCUUCAAGAAGCGGCACAAGUUCGCCAUGCGGGCGCGGACACGGACCGGCCAAGACACGAACGGCGACGGAAUGGCAGCCCUUGCGUCCUUUGAGGCCCACAUCUCUCAAGUCAUGCGGGACAACAACAUCGAAGUCGUGUUCAAUGCUGAACACAGUCAACUAUGA
Aphanomyces invadans is the source of this 324-nucleotide messenger RNA. RefSeq lists its product as hypothetical. NCBI's taxonomy places the organism in Eukaryota, Oomycota, Saprolegniomycetes, Saprolegniales, Verrucalvaceae. The transcript has a single exon. The record is from RefSeq and is a predicted model, not a curated record. The coding region runs from base 1 to 324 and encodes 107 amino acids.